Molecule: messenger RNA, 3591 nt
Organism: Plasmodium cynomolgi strain B
Lineage: Eukaryota; Apicomplexa; Aconoidasida; Haemosporida; Plasmodiidae
Exons: 6
Coding region: 1-3591 (1196 amino acids)
Biological process (GO): protein export from nucleus
Cellular component (GO): nuclear pore; cytoplasm
Molecular function (GO): small GTPase binding; nuclear export signal receptor activity
Source: RefSeq, a predicted model, not a curated record
AUGAGCGAGUCGGAGUUGCAGCAACUGCAGGUCCUUUGCGAGGCUAUCGGAAAUAAGGAAGAACAGAAUCAAGCGCACACGAUACUGUUACCCCUAGUGAACAAUGUAGGGAACGUAAGCAAAUUGAAAAAUAUUUUAGGAAACACGAGCCAUGUGCACACGUUAAUUUUCACGACGUCUGGGUUGCUUCAGUUAAUCACAAACGAGUGGAACAAGAUCGAACAGAACGAGAAGGAUGAGUUGAAAGAAUUCGUACUGUCCUACUUGUACAACAAAGGAGUGGAUAUUUUAAAUUUAUCAUCCAACGUGUUAGGAAAUUUAGUCAGGUUAUAUGUACGCAUAGUAAAACUGUCAUGGUUGGAAAAUACGAAUUAUUCACUGAUAAUAAAGCAAGUAGAUUACUUCCUAAAUUCAGUAACGAGUCAUUGGAUAAUCGGACUGUACAUCUACGCAGCACUGAUAGAAGAUAUGCACCCCCAAUGUGGAGUCAAUUCCGCAAAAAACAGGAGGUGUGCAAUCUCGUUUAGAGACUACGUACUGAAGGACAUAUUCAAAGUGGGGAUAGAAACGCUUGAAGAGUUUGUAAAGGGAAGCAUACGGAUAGAAUUAAGAAUGGACGAAAAUAGGUUACUAAUUAAAAUAUUAGAAUUAAUAUACAACAGUUUGUCCUUCGAUUUUAUGGGUACAAUGAUAAAUGACGAAAGUUCUGAUGAAAAUGUAUCCCUAAUGAUACCCCAAUCAUGGGAUAUAUUUAACGAGAAAAAUAUUCCGAAAUUAUUUUUCGACAUGUAUGAAAUUUGUAUGUCUGAUGAGGACGACUUGCGCAAUUGUUGUGGAAAAUAUUGCUUGCGAUCGUUAAUACUUCUUGGGGGAUUGAGGAAAACUUUUUUUUCGAGUGAAAAACAGAAGACACACUAUAUGAAUGAAUUUUUGGGAGGACUUAAUAACAUUAUUGAAAAAAAAAUUGGACUCCAUGAUGAGGAUUGCUUCCAUGAGUUGUGUAGACUGAUAGGCAAAAUUGAUACGAGCGUUCGGUUGCAAGAAUUGAGUACUUACCCAAACUUCCUCUCCUGGUGUCAUAACAUAUAUUUAUUUACUAUUGACGGAAUGAAGAAUUGGAAGUACCUCUGCAAUAGUAAGCAUUACCUGCUGGGAAUUUGGAGCAACAUGUUAAAUAUAAUUCCAGCCAAAGUGAUAAAAGAAAUUAAUAGCCGCACGGAUGAAAACGAACUGCUGAAAGAUGUACUUAGUAAUAAAAAUAUUUUCUUAAAAAAAAAUCCAAUAUCGAACAGCUUCAGUUCGCAUGACAUUGACAAUAAAUUCCUCAUUAUUUGUGAUUACAUAUACGACAUUAGCAUGAUUUUUAUUAACACCCGAUUGGAGCUAGCCAAGUACAUCUGCGAAAAAGGGGACAACUGCGAAAUGGAAAACCCCUUGUAUAAUGAUGUCCUGCGGAGUGAACAGUUGGAGCUUAUUUCGAAUUUGUCUAAAUUGCAGUACCAUUUUAUUGGAGCUAAAUUGCUGUCUAUUUUUUAUGAACUGAAACAUAACCACGAAAAUAAUUUGAUUAGCAAAACGGUGUUUAUUGAACAAACCACAUGGUUGGUUUUCAUCAUCGCCUCUAUCAUAUCGAGUAGCGCUGUGACCAACAUGAAAAGCGCUUCGUAUGACAAUUUUAAGAUAAAUUCGGAACUCUGCUUUCUCGUUUUCUCCCUCAUGGAACAGACCAACAAGUCGGCCGAAGUUUUUGAGUACCUCGAAUUUGCCUAUCUAAAUUGUUUGGAGCUUUUUAAAAAGAUCUACAUCAGUGGGAAGAAAAAUAAUAACUUUCUCAAGGAGAUGAAAUCCGUCGCGAUGCGAAUUACGUCUCCCUCGAAUGGGGUUGGACCUAAUGGGGGGACAGGGGGGAGUAGCGUCAAUCCUCCUGGAGGAGAUCACUCACUACAAAUGUCAAGCAUGAUAACGCCUGAUGGGGGAAGCAGCAACGGGUUGACCUUUCCCUCAGGAAGUGCAGCAAAUAAUGUCACGUCAACCAUGAUGAAUAAUAACAUGAACAAUUUUUCCACUCCAUCGUUAAUUACAAAUCACGAUGACGAAGAAAAUAACGAUCCCCUCAUAGAUCUAAUCGUUAGUAAAAUCCUAUUUAACUUGAAUAACAGAACCGAUUACGAGCAAAUUGUAAAGAGAAGUCUGGACUUAUUUCACGACCUGGUGUCCGGUAUGAACAUCGUAUGCUUGGAGGAUAAAACACCCAAACUCAUAGUCUUCGCGAGGAUGCUAUUGAAAAAUGAAAAGGUGUUAAACUUACUACAUAAUCGAAAUAGUAAAUUUUUGAAGAUAGCAAAAUAUUAUAAGUACAGAACGAACUAUUACUUAAUAUUGACGAAGCUCCUGUUCAUGGAGCAGAAUCUCGUUUCAUCAUCCUUCGAAAAAUAUAUCCUACCAAUAAACAACCUGCUGGAAUGCAUCAAAAGAGAAAUAAGCCUAAAUGGGAAAGAUAUCAUUUUGAAAAAUAACGAAAUAAAGUUGUCCUUUAUAGGGGUACUCAGAGAUUUGAGAGGAAUCUGUAUGGCUUGCAACAAUGUAGAGACAUAUAAUAUGUUUUUUAAUUUCUUCAUCAAUAGCUACCCUUUGGAAGAUAACCAAAUGAAUAUCCUCACCUCCUUGGUAGAUGUCAUAUGGGACAGCUACGACAUGUGCAUUCCUUUCCUCAAAUUUAUGUGCGAGUUUGUAUACAACAAGUCUCAGAGAAUCACCUUCCCCAAGUCUUCCCCCAACGGAAUACUCCUCUUCAAAGUGGUAUCGAACAUCCUCAUUAUAAUUUCAAAUAAUUUGCUGCAGAAGGAGAAGUUUAUGGACCUAUACAAGGAGAAGUACAAAAUUAUUUCCCUCCUUUUGAAUAUGUUUAAUAAUUGCCUAAAUGGAGAUUUUGUAAAUUUUGCAAUUUUUGAUCUGUACAAUGAUGAUAUACUGAACAACUCUCUCAACUUGGCUCUGAAUAUGUGUUUGGUCAUCCCCACGAAUGACUUACUCUCCUACAUCAAGCAUUUAAAGCCAUACUUUUCCUUUCUCGAUUUAGUUACGAAAAAUUUUUUCCAGCGUAUUUUGAACCUUGAAUUUCAGCUCAUUGCUGAUAUUAUUCACAACGUUAAGGAGGGCCUCUGCUCCUUUGACUACACCGUGUCCAUGACUUGCUGCUCCAUCCUGGACAACAUCGUCACGUACAUUUUUACCAACCGGAAGAGCUCCAACGAGCAGGGCCAGAUAAUAAAGAACUUCUUGGAAAGCCAGCCGCAAGCCCUCAAGGAAGUGCUCAACCUGAUGUUCCACUUGAUACUGGGAGGCGAUUUUGGCAGCACCUGGAGCAUGUCACAGCCGCUGUUGGGUCUAAUAUUGCUCGACGCGCAGGGGUACUUCAAAAUACAGGAGCAACUCAUUUCGCAGCAGAGCGAGGAGAAGAAGCAGAAGCUGAGGCACAGCUUUUGCAAAUUAAUGGACCACAUUGAGUCGAAUUUGGCUCCGAACAACCGGGAAAACUUUACGAGAAACCUGUACACCUUUGCCCAAGAAAUUAGGAACAUCUUAAUUUAG